ACGAACGAACGAACUACUGGUAGGGCGCUAGCCACUAAUCCUACAGCAUCUGCACGUUCCUAGCUAGCUAGCUCCUGUUUAUAUAUACACAAACCGCUGGCACUGCAGCCAUCUGCAGCGACGAUAGUGUGUGCGUCCUUGAGCACCGACAGGCACCAACUUGAUACAUACAAUGGCCAGGAGGCUGCCGGCGCUGUGCGGCGGCGGUGGCCGGGCGACGGCGACGCGGGUGAUCAGGAGGAAGCGGGUGCAGCGGGGGGUGACCUACUCCUCGUCCUCCAGGCAGCUCGCCGUGGCGGCACUGGCCGGCGCCGGCGGCGGCAAGAGCAGUAAGAGUAGUCCAGGAGGAGGAGGGUGCUACGUCAAUGGCAACGGCGCGCUGAUGGUGGAGGUGGGCGGCGCCGGCGCCGGCGCGGGGGGCAAGAGGAAGGACGGCGGCGGGCGGCGGGUGAUGGUGCUGGCCGACGGCCGCGCCGAGGCGGCGGGCGCGCUCCAGUGGGCGCUGUCGCAGGCCGUCCGGAGCAACGACACCGUCGUCCUCCUCACCGUCGUCAAGCCGGUCGCCCAAGACGCAGUAAGUGAUUCCUGCGUGAAGAUGCUGGGGACGAAGAGCCAGCAGCACCUGGAGGCGUUCAAGACCCUGUGUGAAUCAACAAGGCCAGAGGUGAAGGUGGAGACGUGCGCGGUGGAGGCGGAAGAGCGCGCGCCGGCGGUGGUGGAGGCGGCGAGGCGGCACGGCGCGUCGCUGCUCGUGCUGGGCCAGCGCCGGCGGCGAGCGGUGGCGCGGUGGCUGCAGGCGCUGUGGCGGCGGCGGUGGCGCGGGGGCUCCACCGGCAGCGGCGGGACGAUGGUGGAGUACUGCAUCGAGCACGCGCCGUGCGUGGCGCUGGCCGUGCGGCGGAGGAGCUCCGGCGGUUACCUCGUCUCCAGCAAGCGCCACAAGGACUUCUGGCUCCUCGCCUAGUCCGGCCAACUGAUGAUUGCCUAUCAGCGCCUUCUUUUCUUUUCUUUUCUUUUUUUGAAAUGGAAAACUAGUUGUCUGGCUGUCAGCUUGGUGGCUCAACCGUCAGCAGAGACAGAGUUUGGCUAUCAGUGUCAUCUGGCUGGGGAUGCUGUAAACCAAUCCAAACGGCAAACAGUUAAUCAAACUGCAAGUUGAUUCGGAAAACUGUUCGGUAUUAUGUGUAAAACACUACAUUUCUCAA
This is a messenger RNA of Setaria italica (foxtail millet), 1205 nucleotides long. RefSeq lists its product as uncharacterized. The record is from RefSeq and is a predicted model, not a curated record. The transcript has 3 exons. NCBI's taxonomy places the organism in Eukaryota, Viridiplantae, Streptophyta, Magnoliopsida, Poales, Poaceae. Bases 173 to 964 code for a protein of 263 amino acids.